AUGGAGAAGAAGAAGCGCGGAGGUGGGACUCUCUACUCGGCGCCGAAGAAGCCAUCGCCGCCAGGGGAGAACAUUGCGGAGGCGAAGAGGGUUGGCGGCAUCUCUCGCGCGAACCCUAGGUCGGCCGUUCUAGGCCGUGAAAUGGGCCGGGUCUGGUCGAAUCAGGCAGGCAGGCUGAAGUUGGAAAGGGACUGGGCCGAACAAAAGCUGGUUCCUGACCCAAUCCUUGGGCCGGACAUGAGCACACUAAUCUGGUGUCUCUUAUACAAAUCCGAGCUUGAUUCAAGAGGCCCAAUGGUGGAGGAAGGUUGUGGCGGUUUGGGCCACGAGUUGGCUAGCAAGAUGAAGGUUGUUGGGCCGCAGCUAGGACUUGUAAAUGCCAAACAAGGGUUAAGUUGCGGGCCGGGACAAAGAAAGCCCACAGAUCUCAAGGAGAAGGAGAAGAUGGGUUUCUUGAAAAUAAAAGGUUUGGAUUUCAAGUGGACUGUUUAG
Linum trigynum is the source of this 492-nucleotide messenger RNA. Lineage: Eukaryota; Viridiplantae; Streptophyta; Magnoliopsida; Malpighiales; Linaceae. The record is from the annotation of a GenBank genome assembly.